GUCAUAAAAUUGUAGUUUCACAGCAUCGUCUUUACGGUCGUGACGAACAUUUGUACAUAUGUGCAUGGACGAUGGUGAACAAGUUACCGUUCCAUUUAUCAAAAGUGGUGCCGGACAUAACAAUUCACAGAAAUAAAUCAAAUAUGUCAAACAUUAUAGCAAUUUUAUUUGUUUCUGUUAUAAUCAAAAGUGAGUGCGCGAAAAUAUUGGCAGUAUUUCCAACUCCGUCUAUCAGCCAUCAAGUAGUGUUUCGUCCACUAGUACAAGAAUUGGCAAGACGUGGACAUGAUGUGACAGUGAUAACAACCGAUCCAGCUUUCCCAAAAGGACAAAGUCCUCAAAACUUAACAGAAAUAGACGUUCACGAUAUAUCUUAUAACAUGUGGACAAAAUUCUUACAAGCGGAUAAAGGAAAAGAAGAAAAUGCUCAAACUCAAAUCAAGUUUAUUUUUGAAUUAUUAGCAGGAGUUUUUGAAGAGCAAAUGAAAACGACUGAUGUCCAGAAACUUAUAAAUGACAAAAAUAAUAAAUUUGAUUUACUUUUUAUAGAAUCUUGCGUCAGACCAGCUAUAGGAUUUUCUUAUUUAUAUAAAGUACCAGUUAUAGAGAUAAGUUCACUUGGUGCUCUUUACGAAACCUUUGAUGAGUCAGGAGCUGCAACCAAUCCGCUCAUAUAUCCUAUAGCAAUCCGACAACGGCUGAAUAAUUUAACAGUGUGGGAUAAAAUUCAAGAGUUAUAUACACAGUUUAGGGGAAAAUAUAUAUUUGCAGAGCUAGUAAGUGUAGAAGAUAAAAUGCUGCAAAAAAUAUUUGGUUCGAACAUUCCCAGUAUUGCAGAAUUAAGAAAAAAUGUACAUAUGUUGUUUUUAAACGUACAUCCGAUUUGGGAUUUCAACCGUCCUGUACCGCCUAAUAUCGUUUAUUUAGGAGGCUUACAUCAAAAUCCUGCUAAAGAAUUACCACAGGACCUCAAAUCUUAUCUCGACUCUUCCAAGAAUGGUGUAAUAUACAUGAGCUUCGGUACAAACGUCAAACCCUCAUUGUUACCGAAAGAGAAGAUGCAAAUAUUUACAAAUGUAUUUUCCGAGUUGCCUUACGAUAUUUUAUGGAAAUGGGACAAAGAUGAACUUCCAGGACGUUCAAGGAACGUCAGAAUAUCUAAAUGGUUCCCACAGUCCGAUUUACUCAAACAUCAUAAAGUUAAGUUAUUCAUAACCCAAGGAGGCUUACAAUCGACAGAUGAAGCUAUAACAGCUGGAGUACCUCUUAUUGGCAUACCAAUGCUUGGAGACCAAUGGUUCAACUCCGAACACUAUGUUAAACAUAAUAUAGGUAUGAAGCUCAGUAUAGAAACACUUACAGAAAAUAAGCUUAAGGAUGCCAUAGAAACUAUAAUUACAAAUAAUAGCUUUCGUCAAAAUGUUGUAAAACUGAGGAAUAUUAUGCGAGAUCAACCACUGUCACCAUUAGAACGCGCUGUGUGGUGGACGGAACACGUCUUAAGACAUAACGGCGCCGCACAUCUACGUUCACCGGCAGCUCACAUGCAUUGGACUGAAUACUAUGCUAUGGAUUUAAUUAUAUUACUCUUAGGUUCUUUUGUGAUUUUAUUGUUGACGUUGGCAUUUUUAAUACGCCUUGUUAUAUUAAAAUUAAAGUACAUAAAGAUUAAAAGGAAAAUGAAUUAAAAUUUGCCACCGAUGUAAUUGACUUUAAUUUUGGCUUAAUAGGAAAUUUUAAUGCACUAUGACAAUGGAUUUAGUAUCCACGAGUUUAUAAGUUUUUUUGCAAUAAAAAUAAUUUUAUUUGUUGAUUGAAUACGAUAAAGUUAAUUAGUUCCCGCUUAUUAAUAAUUAAAUGCCAUUGAAGCGUACGCUUAAGUAAAUGAAACGCAUAAGUAAAAUAGUGUUUUAAUAUAAAUAAAGUUAUAUUCAUUUCAAGAACGGUAUUCUGUAAGAACAAACUCGUCGUCACCGCAGAAAUUGGUCGUGAAGUUGGUCUACAAUAAUUAUAACAUUUCAUGAAUACGAUAUAGUAUAUAACCAUAAGUCGGUUGUCAAUAUUUCACAGGUGAGUCAUGAAGUGAGUUCUUACAGAAUAGUAUUGCUGUUUGCCGUGCAUAUUAUAAAUGAGUUAUCAGCAAAACGCAUGGAAUAUGUAAAUCUAAGGUUUUUUAUCUUUACUUUCUCGUCUAUAAAUAGAUUUAAAUAUAAAUUACAUAAUAACAGUUACUCAAAUUCGAAUUCGAUCGAAAUUUAAAUGAAAUCAUAUUUUCUAUUGUAUUUAUCUUACAUGUUAUAAAAGUUUAAAAAACAUAUAAAAAAUAUUUAUGAAAUGAAACCAUACCUAUACAUUUAAACGAAUUGUAUAAAAGUGAAUUCUUUGUACGUUUUAUUUUUGUCUUGUCAACAUUAUAUCUAAACGAAAUUUUAGGUGAACAAGUUGACAAACAAAAUUUAGAGGUAUAAAGGAUUUUCAGCUUAAUGCAUAUACAUUUAAAGACAAUUUUCCUUUAAAAUCUUGAUAGUUUAAGGGUUUAGAGUACACUUGCGAAAAUUGACAUAUCGCUACUCUUAAGUUUCCACAAAGAUGUUAGCUGUCUGGUUUGUGUUAAGUUAGCAGUAUGCUUUUGUUACUUGAGUUAUUAAUGUACUAGUUUUGCUGACAUUUAUAUAAAAAUUUUAAAAGUGAAAACACUAGACAUUUUUAAAGUUAGACAACUUUUAUUUACUUAUCUAAGAACACAGUUCACUUGCAACGUGAUUACAAUAACAUUUUAAUAUAACUUGCUUGUACAGUCUGUGUACCACCCACUCACCAUAACUCAAUAGGGGUGAAAGAGGAAAUGUAACUUUGGCAACAUGGAACAUAAAUUGGUAUCUAAGCCUGGGUGUGCAUUAACGAAAUUAUGUUAAUAUUUCUAAUUGUGCUAAUAUCUAUGGGCAGUAGUGACCAAUUACCAUCAAGUGGUCCAUUUGCCAGCCUGCCUACCAAUUUAAUAAAAAAAAAUAUUACAAUCACAUUACUGGUAGGGCUUUGUGCAAGCUCGUCUGGGUAGGUACCAUCCACUCAUCAGAUAUUCUACCGCAAAACAGCAAUACUUGAUAUUGUUGUGUUCCGGUUUGAAGGGUGAGUGGGGCAGUGUAAUUACAGGCACAAGGGACAUAAAAUCUUAGUUCCCAAGGUUGGUGGCGCAUUGGCUAUAAGCGAUGGUUGAUAUUUCUUACAAUGCCAAUGUCUAAGAGUGUUUGGUGACCACUUACCAUCAGAUGGCCCAUAUGCUCGUCCACCUUCCUAUUCUAUAAAAAAAAAAAAAAAAUCACUAAUAGUCGUGUCCGAGAAGCGUGACUAAAAAAGCAAAAAACAGCUUCUAAACUAUAUUUAUUGAAUUUUUAGAUAAUGUCUUUAAAUAAACUGUUGUAUACUUGUACUCCUUC
Molecule: messenger RNA, 3437 nt
Organism: Nymphalis io (European peacock)
Lineage: Eukaryota; Metazoa; Arthropoda; Insecta; Lepidoptera; Nymphalidae
Product: UDP-glucosyltransferase 2-like
Exons: 5
Coding region: 72-1688 (538 amino acids)
Molecular function (GO): UDP-glycosyltransferase activity
Source: RefSeq, a predicted model, not a curated record